CGCAGCUUUCCGCCUUUAACGGAAAAUAGAGGAGACAAAGUAAGAAGCUGGUCCGUGUCCGAAAGACGGAGACGCGUGAGGACUCAACAGACGAGUUUAGAAUGAGAGGACACUGAGGGAGAAGACACACUGAGGGAGAGGACACAUACUCGCUGCCGUAAAGCUCGUCGAAGAAGAAGAAACGUCCCGCCUUCGGACGCGCGUGCAGCAGCGGGACGGUGAGAGACGGUGAGUUGGUUCUAAACGUUAAACCGUUAACGGGAGAGUCCGUGUUUACAGGUUAGAGCCGAACCUGCUUCACUUAAGUCUGGGUUCAGUCGGUUUGUCUCCGGAUAAACAGCCCGGCCAUCAGCAGGAAGCGGCCCCCACCGCCCCCUCAGACUCCGGGUCUCUGUAAAGCUCUGACACCGCUCUGUACCCACCGUACUGUGGAAGGAGCUGAGGGAGUAAAGCUUUUACAAACUGAUCAGUAGCAUCAACUCUGCACCUCCUCCUCCUCCUCCCAUCAUGAAUCCUCUUGCAGACUCCGCCCCUCCCUCCCCUCAGAAGAAGAAGAGGAGGUUGGAGAGUCUGGAGGAAUCUCCUGCUCCUGUCGACAUCGACACACCUGAGAGAGCAGUGAAGAAGAAGAAGAAAAAGAAAAGACAGGAGGAACAAGAGGAGGUUUGUCUUCCUCUUCCUCCUGCUGAUGUGGAGACAAACAGCCACAGUGAAGAGAAGAAGAAGAAGAAGAAGAAGAGAAAACAGAGGCAGGAGGGGGGAGGAGCAGAGGAGGAGGUGCAGGAGGCGCAGGUUGCUGUAGAAACCAGAGAGACAGAAAAGAAGAAGAAACAGAAUAACGGACUGAGCGAGGCCAGCGUUGUCACGGUAACAAAUCACAACAUAGAAACAGACGGCCUGGUUUCCACGGAAACAACCAAUGCCGGGGUGGAGGGGAAAAAAAAGAAAAAGAAAGAUGGCAGUGUGGUGAAGGCGAUGUCACAGGAAAGAGGGAAUGUGGAAGAGAAGAAGAAGAAGAAAGAGGAGACGUGGACGACAGGAAGAGGAGGAGCGAAGAGGAGGGAGAGAGGAAGAGCAGCUGUCGAAGAUCAGUUGGACUGGACGCUGGUGGACGAGCUGCUGGAGUUUGUUCCACACGUGAAGAAAAAAUCUGUGGAUCAGAUCAAUAAGCUGCUGAGAUACGACCUGCAGCGCUUCAAAAGCUUCAAACAGCAAGGUGUGUCCCUGCGUCAGGGGCGGUGCUCUCAGCAGGAGAAUCAGCGAAUCAGAGAGAACGUGCUGGACUUCCUGGCUCUGACGGGCAUCAGCUCGGCCGAUCAGCUUCUGUUUCCUCAGAGGUACAAAGAGCAGGAGGCGGAGAUCAGGAGGCUUCGAGUACAACAUCACUUCCUGGAGAGGAUUGCUGAGGGGAUACCUCGGACGUGUCAUCAGGUUCACACCAGAGCUAAGAAGAUUUUUGACAACAGGAACCACAUGGGAAGGUUCUCGGGGGAGGAGCUUCAUUCUCUAAUAAAGUUACAGAACCUUCAUGGCAACGACUGGAGGACGAUUGCUCAGAAGAUGGACCGCAGCGUCUACGCCCUACAGAAACGCUUCGCCGCCAUCGCUGCAGGUUGUGGGUCGUGGAGCUCAGAUGAAGAGUCCAGGUUGAAGAGCGCUCUGAAAGCUCACCUGGAGGUCGUGGCCCAGCAGAGCGGUUCAGGUCCCGGCCUGAGCAGAGACCAGCUGUGUAACAACCUGCCGUGGAAGGAGAUCAGUCAGUGCGUCGGAACCAGAUCCUGGAUCCAGUGUCGCCUCAAAUGGUUCACCCUCCUGAAGUCAAAACUGUCUGCAGGUGGCAGCACCUUCAACAGAGGAGCCGAAGGACUUCAGGCAAAAAUCCUCCUCAUCAACACACUGUACAACAUGCGUGUGGACGAUGCAUCAGACAUCGACUGGGACGAGGUUGCUGAGACAGUCAGCAAAGUGACUCCUGUGUGUGUACAGAAGUGUUUCCACAGACUGAAAGUUUCCAGAGUUCCCAACUGGACCAGUUUAUCUUAUGGAGAGAUCAUUGACUUCCUGCAGCAGAGGGAGGUUCCUCUCCUGAAGGAGAGGCUGAUGAGGUCCAGCAGAGAGGAGGUGCAGCAGGAGGUGCAGGAGGAGAACAGGUACCUGCUGUCUGACAUCUUCACCUCUCAGAACGAGGAGGACUACGAAGAGGUGGACAACAGUCAGCUGACCUCCGUCCAACCAAGACCCAGCAGAAUGUAGAGACGGCAGCUCAGUGGUUCCACUUGUGAGACGCCAGCAGCAGGAUCAAUAAGCCCCGCCCCCUGUCUCCUGAGACGUGGCGCUGACUGAUUGGGUGUUGGUACAUUGAUCUUCUGAUUGAUCUUCACAUGAUUCGGUGGCAGAGACACAACUGGACUCGACCUUUAAUACAGAUGUGUUCAGCUGGUCAAGCAGCUUUGAUUAAAUGUGACCUUUGACCUUGAAACAGA
Messenger RNA from Toxotes jaculatrix (banded archerfish), 2483 nucleotides. Its product is annotated as transcription termination factor 1-like. The record is from RefSeq and is a predicted model, not a curated record. The transcript has 11 exons. NCBI's taxonomy places the organism in Eukaryota, Metazoa, Chordata, Actinopteri, Toxotidae. Bases 508 to 2253 code for a protein of 581 amino acids.